This is a messenger RNA of Trichomycterus rosablanca, 6380 nucleotides long. RefSeq names its product family with sequence similarity 234 member A (gene fam234a). The record is from RefSeq and is a predicted model, not a curated record. Gene Ontology annotation, molecular function: protein binding. NCBI's taxonomy places the organism in Eukaryota, Metazoa, Chordata, Actinopteri, Siluriformes, Trichomycteridae. The transcript has 12 exons. Bases 102 to 1784 code for a protein of 560 amino acids.
UGUUGUGUCAACUGUACGGUUUGAUCUGUAGACAGGCUCAGGAGUGACUGCUAACGGGCUAACAGAAGCGCUACACUGUCUGAAAACUCAGACGCUCCGAGAUGUCUGACUCGGUGGAGCGUACCAUGGAGGCGGAGCCUCUAAAAGGUGGGCAGGAAGAAGUGGGUAAACCCAAUGGGCAUGGCUGUGCAGGGAAAGUGGGCAUUUCUAAGAUGUCGGGCUGCCGCACAGCGAUAUUUCUCGUCUCAGUCUUUCUUUGCCUGAGUGUCAUCUUUGCCUUCUCCUUCAUCCUGCCAUGUCCAGUCAGACCUCAGUACCUGCAUUCCUGGAAUGUCACACUGCCUGCUGCAGCAACAUAUGAUUUCCUGGCUGUUGCUGAUGCUAGUAAGGACAAAGUGCAGGAUGUUUUUUUUAUCUAUAAGAGUGCAGAGGGUCGAAUGAACCGCAACUGCACUGAUGAAGGUCUCUCCUCUCCCUGCCUGUUUGUUUUGGCUGUUGACGGCACUAAAGGAAGGACUAUAUGGGAACAGCCGUUAUCUGCUGAAUUUGCUUGGGCACAGUGUGACGUGGGUGAAGUCGGAGAUAAAAGAAAAAUUUGUCUGGUGGCUCAUGAUGAUGAUAAACUCACAGCCAUCAAUAUAUACACAGGUGAGAUCCUGUGGCAGAGAUCCAGACCUACAGCUGCUAACAGUAGCUUCCCGGUGAUCAGUCUGCCGGAUCUGGACAAAGACGAAAUCAGUGACAUUGCAGUGCUUAGCUACCCGGCACACAACACUACACUGGUAGAGCUCGUCUUCCUCUCUGGAAAAUCAGGCAACAUGACUGGCUCCAAGGUGGACGUGAACAUGGCUUUAGGUAGAAUGAUCGCGCACCAUCAUUAUGCUACAAGCAGUCAAGCUCAAUACCUCCUGCUUCACACAGAUUCAGGGUUGUUUGCACUGGGCAUGUGGAGGUUAGCGGAAAGCGCUCAAGUGCAGUCCAAAUUAAAGCAGGAAAAGAGCUGGGAAAAGAAAGCUGAUACUGCAGGACUCAUUCCACUAUACAGCUCCGACUCUCUGCAGCGUGUCAUGAAGGUGAAUGUUGGCUCUUCAAGCUCCUCUCCACCACUGCUGCUCCUCACUGACUCCACUCUGAUGCUCUUCAACACUCACACUUUCACCAUCACCUGGAGCACUAACACCACUAACACCAGCAACCUGCUCAGUACGCCAUCUUUCGGCCAUUUCAAUAAAGAUGGAGUUCUAGACAUCAUGCUGGAGGAAGACCUGAAAAAUGAAACCAAAAGAGUGCUGGUUAUAAAUGGGCAGACGGGCAGUGAGCUGUGGGAGGUGCAUCUGCCGUUCCAGUCUCAGAAUCCCCGACCUGCUUCUGUCCUCACCAACAACUAUUACUCUGUAUUUAUGAUGUGGGGAGACAGUUAUACACGCCCUAACGACACGAGCUUGGUGAAUGGGGAGCGUUCCUUGUACCUGCUGUACCCCUUGCAUUCUAAUGUGCUGCUGGAGAAAAGAAUCCCUUCCCAAAAUAUCACUGCAUUUAAAGCAACUCUGUUGGAGCGUGGUCGCCAUGCCUGUUACUUCAUCUUGACCGGAGAGAAUGGUGGGGCGGGGUUUCAAGGGGAGGAGCCAGUGAUCCUGACCAAGCGCAAGGUCAAGGGCAACGUAUCUCGGAGCGCCGUGCUGAAAGUGAGCGGGGCCGAUGGACUGAGCGAAGACGUCUCUCCGCAGUUGGCGGAGUCUGUGAGGGAGGCGUUUCACAGGCUGAGGUUCAGCAGUGACCAGUGAGAAUCUCCCAUCUCCAAAUCUGAUCUCCAAAUCCAAUCUACAGUUAAUUAGAUGACUCCCGUUCUGAUUGGCCGAGACCCACGGGAUCUUUUUGCAUAGUUCUUAGAGAGCAAUAAUGACCUGAACACUUCCGAUAUUCAGUCAGUCUGGGUGUUUACACGCAUUGUUUUGUGCUCUGUGGAGCUGUUUGAUGGAUUAGAAGUGGAAAAUUAAGAUGGAUGCAUUUGCGAGUUGCUUCAAAUGUUCUACCAAAGAUUCAACACGACCUUCUUUCACUUCAAUAGCAUGAUAACAGUGCUUUUAAAGAUUCAAACCUAGUUCUCUAAAGCUGCUGUCCUGUAAAGCCAUGCUAGGACUAUACACUGUGUACAUGCUUGUUUACUUCUGUACUCAAGGAUUUAUUUCCCUCAGAGACCUGGAUAUCUUCCCAGGUCCUCAUCCCAAUUCACUGAAGUAGCUUUCUCUCAGGACUGUCCUUCAAAAAAUCUACCUAACAUUACGCCAUAGGUGUUAGCACCUCCAGAUCUCAUCCCAAUCCACUAAGAACGAGUUUUACCUCCAAAUGUGGUUCUCGCUAUGCACAACGUCUUUACCAGAGCAGCCUUGCCAGCCUGAUGUUGUAACAUUAAUCCCUAGCUGUUGGGUUUUGCCCCACUGUAGAUUUUGCUCCUGAAUCAUUAGACUGCGUUUACACAAUCUGCGGCAAAACCACUUUUGCGCUGCUAUGUCGUUGUUUCCUGUGCUCUGUGAUGGAGAUGUUUACAUUGCUUCUGCACUAUCUUGUAAGUCGCACAUCGCUCAGAUUUAAAACUGAUUCUCACUGUUUCACAAAAACCCUAAACUGUUUUAUUCCACUUUCAGUUAGAAACCACAACAGUGACCACUGAGCUUCGAAACUGGGAGAGAGCAAACCCAUGUUUGCUAAUCCUGGAACCACUAGUUGUAGCUUUGUAGCUCUUUAAAACAAAUGAAUGCAGCGUUCGAUUGAAGCAACAACAGUUUAUGAAGCUUCGCCAACUUUUCAUCUUCUCAGGUCCAAAUAACAACGCUGCAGAACUCAAAUACAUUUCAUACAAACCUGCAUGUGAAUAAACCAUUUAUAUUGUCUGUCAGUAUUGUGGAUUGUCUGACAGUAUGCACUUAGCAUGGUAAACGAAGUGCAAAACUCGAUCAGCAAAGCCACCCAAUGCAGGGUUUGCUACCUUUUUUGAACAAUAACCUCAUUAAAGUGAUGACGUAAUGCUUAAUAAAUUGGAUGAGUAAUUAGAAUGUUGCAGAUUUAAACCCAAGCACUCCAAAGCUUCAAGUGUUGAGCCCAUCAGCAAGGCACUCACUGUUAGUGCUGCUAUUUUCUUCUAUACUCAAUACUUUCACAAAUGGCUGCAUGAUUAUCUUCAAAGACCAAGACCAAAAAUAAGGUUUCUAUCAUGCUACUCCACCAGCUAACCCACUAUGUGAGGCUGGAUUGGGUAUCAACUCCUACUGGCUGGUCCUGUUCCUCCGUACACGUUAGUCCGCCAUGUAGGAAUCCACACUGGCUGGUAACUGCUUGCGUGCAGUUCUUCUCAGCUAAUAUGGAUGUUGUGCAUGAGGAGAUUAUUAAUGUGCCUUCCUGUAGCAUAGCGAUGACUUCUGAGAAUGUAAGGUCUGGGUGGAGGACCAUUCUCAUAACUGUUAUCGUGUGAUAGUGUAUGUUGUAGCAGGUGCAGCAGUGUUGUUGGGAUUUUUCGAGAAUCAUGUCACAUAUGGGUCAGGUCUCUCCAAUGCCCUCUAACGUUUUAGAGAAUAGUUAUUAAUAAUGACCCAGUGGAAGCAGGCGUGCACCCGGCCCUGGUUGACACAGGUACACAGUUGCUUAUUCACACUUGCACUAUAUGGCCAAAAGUAUUAGGACACCCGACCAUAAUCUUGUCGGACAUCACAUUUCAAAAACUAAUGGUAUUAAAAUAGAUUGACCUCUACGUGAUCUUUUCUAUGUAAGCUAUAACAGUCACUCUUCUGAGAAAGCUUCUCACGAGACCUUUGAAGUAUGUCUGUGGGAAUUUGUGCUCAUUCUGUCGAAGGAGCAUUUGUAUGGUUCUGCACCAGGGUCAAGAAAUAUGCCUCAGUUUCUGUUUAAUAAAUGUUCCAAAUAAUUCCAAAGUGGGGCUGAGGUCAGGGCUCUGUGCAGGCCACUGGAGUUGGUUUAAACUGAGCUUUUCUUCAUGUCUUUAUUGCAAUAAUUUGCUGUAUAAUAAUAAUCUAUAUACACUGAGUGCCUCUUAUUGUACACUGAGUGCCUCUUAUACACUGAGUGUACUCUUAUUGUAUGUUCCUGUUUUCACUGUGUGUGUUUGUGUUUGUGUUUGUUGACUGACUGUGUGUUGACGGUUUUCUCUCAAAUGAACAUCCUGGAACUUUCUGGUUUUGAGUUGGAAAGAAAGUUAGUUGAUUGUGAGGAUGUUUGGGUAUUUUUUGCGUGUGUGUUUAUUAACCUUUGCAUCAUCUUCAGAUCUGUCUGAGACGUGUUCUGUUCACUAGUGUACAAUUGCUGGAUUUAUUAAUCAGUUAGUGUAAUUUCAUGCUGGAGUCUUUAGCUGGUACCAAAGUUUGAGUUAAAGCUCUGUGCAGUCUGGACUGAUCUGCUGUAGAAUGACUUAUAUUCAAGUAAAAAAAAAACCAGCAAGGCAUGGAAUUACACCAGGGGUGUCCAAACUUUUGCUUAAAGCUGUAUGUAUGUAUUUAAAAACCCCAAUGAAUCAUCUGGUCCUACAGUCAGUUUCAUUAUCAAAGAGUUAAAAAUGUGCUGCAGAUUAAUAAUAGAUAGCUGUUAUAUAUACACCCAUCAUCCAUAACAUUAAAACCACCUCCUUGUUUCUACACUCACUGUCCAUUUUAUCAGCUCCACUUACCAUAUAGAAGCACUUUGUAGUUCUACAAUUACUGACUGGAGUCCAUCUUUUUCUCUACAUCCUUUUUUAGCCUGCUUUCACCUCCUGACCACUUCAAAGGUCAGGACCCCCACAGGACCACCACAGAGCAGCUAUUAUUUAGGUGGUGGAUGAUUCUCAGCACUGCAGUGACACUGACAUGGUGGUGGUGUGUUAGUGUGUGUUGUGCUGGUAUGAGUGGAUCAGACACAGCAGCACUGCUGGAGUUUUUAAAUACCGUGUCCACUCCCUGUCCACUCUAUUAGACACUCCUACCUAGUUGGUCCACCUUGUAGAUGUAAAGUCAGAGACCAUCGCUCAUCUAUUGAAGCUGUUUGAGUUGGUCAUUUUCUAGACCUUCAUCAGUGGGCACAGGACGCUGCCGACGGGGCGCUGUUGGCUGUAUAUUUUUGGUUGGUGGAGUAUUUUCAGUCCAGCAGUGACAGUGAGGUGUUUAAAAACUUCAGCAGUGCUGCUGUGUCUGAUCCACUCAUACCAGCACAACACACACUAACACACCACCACCAUGUCAUUGUCACUGCAGUGCUGAGAACGAUCCACCACCCAAAUAAUACCUGCUCUGUGGUGGUACUGGGAGAGUCCUGACCAUUGAAGAACAGCAUGAAAGCAUGCAGAGAAACAGUCAGUAAUUGUAGAACUACAAAGUGCUUCUAUAUGGUAAGUGGAGCUGAUAAAAUGGACACUGAGUGCAGAAACAAGGAGGUGGUUUUAAUGUUAUGGCUGAUCGGUGUAAGUGUGCUUGCCCACCAUCGCUAAGAUCCUUCCUUGCACCCAUUGUUUCCUGGUGCUACUGAACCUGCUGUAACCCUGACCAGGAUAAAACGGUUUACAAAAAAUGAAAAAUGAAUAAACUGUAGUUAUAAUAAAAAGAAUCUGGUUGGAAUUAUUUCUGGCUAUAGUGAAUGAUUUACAGGUUAAAUGUAAAUCGUGUGUGUAUAAACGAAAACAUUUAGCAAAUAUCAAAGCUGCUCUGAUACAGCUAUCAGAAAUACAUUUAUUAUGAUUUAAUUUAUUUAAAAAGGAACAAUGUGGUCACCCUUAAACCAGAAAAUGAAGUUGUGCAUUCAGCUAGGUACUGCCUUCCAAAUCACAUAAUACUGUGCUAACAAGUAUUGCUAUAGUUGCACUACUAAGUACUAAUGGUGUACACUGUGUAGUCUAGUAAUGUGGUUUGAGACUCUGUAUCUGCCUCCAGUGUGCUCAUGCAAACUCUUAUUAUGUCAGCUGAGAAGUGCAUUAAACACCAAACAAACAUCUGGGUGGGUGAAGAUCUCAGACAAAUUUGGUUUCCUCUUUUUGGCACUUAACCUCUGGAGGCUUUGUUGUUGAGUCUGAAAUGUUAAUUUACACAGUGUUAACACAGUGUUCUGUUCUGCAGCAACGUCUCAAUUCAUCACUCAAGUCUAUGCUGGUCUGAAUGUAGGGUGAAUGUUAUAUAUUUGAUACACUGAUGGUUUGAUGGUGUGUAAUUGUGUUGGAUCUGGUUGCUGUUGGGACUUGAAUCUGAUUCAGGAUCAGUACUGUUACGCUGUGCCAUGCUGGAUUUAUUAGAUGUAGAUGAACCUGUAGAUCAGGUCUAGUUUCAAAUUCUCUCUCUUGAUCUGAACCACAAUCAAUAACUGCUGAGUGAAAAUGUUAAAUAAAGACACAACAGAUCUCAAAAAGA